This is a messenger RNA of Amaranthus tricolor (Joseph's coat), 1652 nucleotides long. Its product is annotated as U1 small nuclear ribonucleoprotein C. Gene Ontology annotation, cellular component: U1 snRNP; nucleus. The transcript has 7 exons. The record is from RefSeq and is a predicted model, not a curated record. The coding region runs from base 351 to 1019 and encodes 222 amino acids. Gene Ontology annotation, biological process: mRNA splicing, via spliceosome; mRNA 5'-splice site recognition; spliceosomal snRNP assembly. Gene Ontology annotation, molecular function: zinc ion binding; pre-mRNA 5'-splice site binding. NCBI's taxonomy places the organism in Eukaryota, Viridiplantae, Streptophyta, Magnoliopsida, Caryophyllales, Amaranthaceae.
AUUUUAAAAUCCGAUAUCAAAUUCAAACUACAAUUUGAGUCGUAUAUCCUAACCGAGAUAUUAAAUCAGAUAUCAAAUCAAAUCAUCCGAUUUUCAAAUAGUUGUGCUUUACUCCUUGGUCGACGAAUUAAAGUAGCGCAUAAUAGAGUAACUUCUAAGAGCGACUUUUGGUGCGAGGCAGCAACGGUCGACGGAGCCACCACGCCCACUGCACCACGCAUACCAACGGACGGCAACAUUAGUUGCCAGGGUUUGAAAGUUCUUCAACAAAACAAACCUAACAACGCUUUUUCGAUAUAGUGCAUCAAUCGAGGUUUGAAGUUAAACAUAGCAGUAGCAGCAUCUACACUAUGCCAAGGUAUUAUUGUGAUUACUGCGAUACUUACUUGACACAUGAUUCUCCAUCUGUGAGGAAGCAGCAUAAUGCGGGUUAUAAACAUAAGGCAAAUGUGCGGAGUUACUAUCAGCAAUUUGAGGAGCAACAGACACAAAGUUUGAUUGAUCAAAGAAUCAAGGAGCAUCUUAGUGGUCAGGGUGCAUUUCAAAUUGGAGCUGCAUAUGUGGCCUGGAGACCUGGUCUUAGGUCUCCUAUUCUUCCCGCACCUUUGCCGAUUCCAGGUUCUGUUCCCCCAAAUGCUGCAAUGGCUCCGGGAAUCAGGCUACCUGUAUUGCCUAGACCUCCUGGCAUGCCAAUGUAUGGGACAGCUCCUCCAAUCGCAGCACCCAUUCCUGGACAACCAGGUGCUCCUGCUGCACCAGGGCAAGUGAGUGGUCCUCCUGGAAUGCCACCUUUGACAGCCUCAACAUCUGUACCAGGAGCAAUGCCUCCUACUACUAAUGGCACUCCUCCAACUACAUCACAGCCUGGCUUCCAGGGUGCUCCUGCAGGUGGGAACUUUGGUGGUACAUCUAUGCCUACAGCAUCAAGCUUUCCUUCUUCUGGUGGAAACACGUCUUAUCCUACAACUUCUGGUACUGAUGGAUUUGCAUAUGCUCAAGCCCCAAAUAGCAGUCACUAGUCUAACUGAAGUGGAAAUCGGAUUCGGCAUGAUAUGCAUUGUCAUCAAGCUUAUAGAUGUUAGACUCCAGCGUUUGUGCUUUAAUUUUGUACUUUUGACAUUUUGGAGAUAGUAAGGAGCAUUAACAUAUUAAUUAGCUUGAAGAUUUUGUGCUUUGUUCUAAGAGUUUCACUGUGGCAUGAAACAUUUAGAUUAUUGUGGUUGGAAGUUUAGAACAAUAUGAGAUGGUUCUUCAUCAUAUUGCUCUGCUUGAUGAGUGGGAGUCAAAUUUAACAUUAUCUCAGACUCUGAAUUGUUUCAUGGACAUAUUUCUAUAACCCAUGUUUAUGAAUCAACCAUUCCUUACGAUAAUUGUAGUACGAUAGGAGUUAAACCGUUAACUGUGUCCCAUUUAUUUUUGAGCUCCAACGACUGAUUCCCAACGAAUGCCCCCUUUUCCCUCCUUUGUAAUGGCUACUUGGCCAACACUAGAAUGUAAAAUCUCAACUAGUAAAGAUAAUCGCAGUUUUAAAUAUGGAUAUAUACAAGUAUGAAUGCCAAUAGAUAUAUUUAUAAAUACAAGUGGUGGACAAACACAACACUAUGAACAAGACUCGAUAAGCAAACAAACUAGGGGAUCGAAAACCCCCGGAA